AUGGCUAAUCAGACCUGCACCUUUCCCACAAGAUACUUGGUGCUAGAACAUGUAUCGGGUGGUGAGCUCUUUGACUAUCUGGUGAAGAAGGGGAGGCUGACCCCCAAGGAAGCGCGCAAGUUCUUCCGACAGAUCAUCUCUGCUCUUGACUUCUGCCACAGCCACUCAAUAUGCCACAGGGACUUGAAACCCGAAAACCUUCUGCUGGACGAGAGGAACAACAUCCGAAUCGCAGACUUCGGGAUGGCAUCACUGCAGGUUGGGGACAGCUUAUUAGAGACCAGCUGCGGGUCACCUCAUUAUGCCUGCCCCGAGGUAAUCCGGGGUGAAAAAUACGAUGGCAGGAAAGCAGACGUAUGGAGCUGUGGGGUCAUUCUGUUUGCCUUGUUGGUGGGGGCUCUGCCUUUUGAUGAUGACAACCUUCGGCAGCUCCUGGAGAAGGUGAAGCGAGGGGUGUUCCACAUGCCACACUUCAUCCCACCCGACUGUCAGAACCUGCUUCGAGGCAUGAUUGAAGUUGAUGCCUCCAAGAGGCUGACGCUAGAACACAUUCAGAAACACAUAUGGUAUAUAGGAGGCAAGAAUGAGCCGGAGCCAGAGCAGCCCAUCCCCCGAAAGGUGCAGAUCCGAUCCCUUCCGUCCCUGGAGGAUAUCGACCCUGAUGUGUUGGACAGCAUGCACUCUCUAGGCUGCUUCCGAGACCGAAAUAAACUCUUACAGGACCUCUUGUCGGAAGAGGAAAACCAAGAAAAAAUGAUCUAUUUUCUCCUCCUUGACCGGAAAGAAAGGUAUCCCAGUCAUGAGGAUGAGGACCUCCCCCCACGGAAUGAAAUAGACCCCCCCAGGAAGCGUGUGGACUCCCCAAUGUUGAAUAGACAUGGAAAGCGGAGACCUGAGAGGAAGUCCAUGGAGGUCCUCAGUGUGACAGAUGGCGGCUCCCCAGUCCCUGCCCGCCGAGCUAUUGAGAUGGCCCAGCAUGGCCAGAGGUCCCGGUCAAUCAGCGGCGCAUCGUCGGGUCUCUCCACCAGCCCUCUUAGCAGUCCAAGGGUGACCCCUCACCCCUCUCCGAGGGGCAGUCCCCUCCCCACCCCCAAGGGAACGCCCGUCCACACGCCAAAGGAGAGCCCGGCGGGCACGCCCAACCCCACCCCACCGUCCAGCCCCAGCAUCGGCGGGAUGCCCUGGAGGACCCGGCUCAAUUCGAUCAAAAACAGCUUCCUGGGGUCUCCUCGAUUCCACCGGCGGAAACUGCAGGUACCUACACCAGAGGAGAUGUCCAACCUGACCCCAGAGUCAUCCCCGGAGCUCGCCAAAAAGUCUUGGUUUGGUAACUUUAUCAACCUGGAGAAAGAAGAGCAGAUCUUUGUGGUCAUCAAAGACAAGCCGCUGAGCUCCAUCAAAGCUGACAUUGUGCAUGCCUUCCUCUCGAUCCCCAGCCUCAGCCACAGCGUCAUCUCUCAGACGAGCUUCAGAGCAGAGUACAAGUCAACGGGAGGGCCAGCUGUCUUCCAGAAGCCAGUCAAGUUCCAGGUGGACAUCACCUACACAGAAGGAGGAGAGGCCCAGAAGGAGAAUGGCAUCUACUCAGUCACUUUCACACUAUUGUCAGGUCCAAGCCGUCGCUUUAAGAGGGUGGUGGAGACGAUUCAGGCCCAGUUGUUAAGCACACAUGACCAGCCAUCCGUCCAGCAAUUAUCAGACACCACUAACUGUAUGGAAUUGAUGACGGGGAGGCUUUCCAAAUGUGACGAGAAGAAUGGGCAGGUGGCCCACUCCCCCGGCACGCCAACCAAGUCUAGCGCCCACAGCCAGCGGAGAGAGGCCGAGGCGCCUGCCGCCAAGUAUCCAGGUGGCAGAGACAAGGCAAAGUCGGCCGCACCAGCUGCCACCCAAGAGCAACCCUAG
Messenger RNA from Trichosurus vulpecula (common brushtail), 1905 nucleotides. It is a transcript of the gene BRSK2, whose product is annotated as BR serine/threonine kinase 2. Gene Ontology annotation, cellular component: cytoplasm. The transcript has 17 exons. Gene Ontology annotation, molecular function: tau-protein kinase activity; ATP binding; protein serine/threonine kinase activity. Bases 1 to 1905 code for a protein of 634 amino acids. The record is from RefSeq and is a predicted model, not a curated record. Lineage: Eukaryota; Metazoa; Chordata; Mammalia; Diprotodontia; Phalangeridae. Gene Ontology annotation, biological process: microtubule cytoskeleton organization; protein phosphorylation; intracellular signal transduction.